GCAAACAAGCGUUACAAACCGGUCUAGUCAUCAGUGCUACACGAGCAUCUCAUCGAGAUACACGGUCGUGCAAUUUCUUCAUUGAGUAUCAAGUCAAGGGCAACGCAAUAAUGAGGCUUAACAGUAUCAUACCGAAUUUUAAGGCUGAGACCACACAGGGUCCCAUCGAUUUUUACGAAUGGCAAGGCAACUCAUGGGUGGUUCUAUUCUCCCAUCCUGCAGACUUCACUCCUGUGUGCACUACCGAAUUGGGUCGUAUUGCCGUGCAUCAGCCACACUUUCAGAAACGCAAUACCAAGCUGCUUGCUCAUUCAGUUGACAAGCUCAAGGACCACGUGGACUGGGUCAAUGAUAUUAAGUCGUACUGCAGAGACAUUCCUGGCGCUUUCCCGUAUCCUAUCAUUGCCGAUCACGAUCGUAAGCUUGCCAUAAAACUGGAUAUGAUCGACGAACAAAGCAAGGACGAUCCGGAAACCGCUCAGACUGUUCGUGCUCUGUACAUUAUCAGUCCGGAUCAUCGUUUGCGACUCUCCAUGCAAUAUCCGACCUCCACUGGACGCAAUGUCGACGAGAUAUUGCGUGUGAUCGAUUCGUUGCAGCUCGUUGAUAAACGACCAGAAGUAGCAACUCCCGCUAAUUGGGUGCCUGGUGAGAAAGUAAUGAUCCUGCCGACAGUGAAGGAAGAGGAUCUUCCAAAUCUCUUCCCAGGAGGUGUCGAUCGUGUGUCUAUGCCCUCUGGAAAAGUCUACGUUCGCACUACCACUGAUUAUUAAUCGAGAACGUUUUCUCUAUCCACACAAAUAUAUUUCUCACUUGCUUCUAAUUUCUUUAUCUGAAUAGUUUUGAUUUAAUCCCUUAAAGCAAAUCUAAUAGAUUUCAAGCAGAUUGUAUCUCGAUGAAAAGUUUUUUUAAAAAUUACAUUUGAACAUUAAUUUUUAAUAUCUUAUAAAAUUCUUUCCCCAAAUUCUAAUUUUUUUAAGUUGUCGAUCUAGAUUACUCGGUUACCUCUUGAAUUUGUCAGAUAUUUUCUAAAUUUUGUUAUCUAUUAAUCAUGAUAUUCUUAUAUAUUUUCUUUCUAUCUGUAUAAAAAUAUUACAGAUUGCUGCUAAAAUUAUUUACUAAUUAUUUUUUCCAACAUCUUAUAAUUGAUAUCGAAUUAUUCAAAUUGUCAAAACAAAUAGACUAAAAUAUAUUCGAGGUACUUGCCACAUUUUCCGGAAGUUUGUGCCCAGGCAAAUAUUUAACAUUCUCGUGAAGAGUGUUGAUUAUGUCGGUCAGUUUUUCAUUGUUGAUAAUCUCCUCGUACACAUACAUCGUUACUCGUGUCUCGAAUAUAUUAUUGUAUUUCGUGACAUUCGCCCCGACGAUUUUUGCGAUUGCCGAGCCCCUAGAACGAUUCAUCGCAUAUAUAACAAGAUUCUUCAAAUGAAUAACAUGUUACUGUCCAUUAAUAUAACUUUUGGUUAAUAAUAUUCAUAUAUUAGCAAAUAUGAUGAUUAUAAGUACAUAUAUAUAUAAUUCGAUUAGUGAAACAUUUUGUAUAUAAUAAUUAUUAAUUAUGAUGAAAAAAGUGAAAUUAAAUUGUAAUAUUUAAAUUUCAUUUAUUAAAUUUGUGCGGUCGCGUGUUGCGCGUCCUCGAAAUUAUAAUGCAACGAGUUAAUUUUGGAACAAUAAACAGAUAGUGGAGCACAAU
Molecule: messenger RNA, 1693 nt
Organism: Formica exsecta
Lineage: Eukaryota; Metazoa; Arthropoda; Insecta; Hymenoptera; Formicidae
Product: peroxiredoxin-6-like
Exons: 5
Coding region: 111-773 (220 amino acids)
Biological process (GO): cellular oxidant detoxification; cell redox homeostasis
Cellular component (GO): cytosol; mitochondrion
Molecular function (GO): peroxiredoxin activity
Source: RefSeq, a predicted model, not a curated record